Molecule: messenger RNA, 1531 nt
Organism: Phytophthora sojae
Lineage: Eukaryota; Oomycota; Peronosporomycetes; Peronosporales; Peronosporaceae
Exons: 1
Coding region: 179-1531 (450 amino acids)
Biological process (GO): protein phosphorylation
Molecular function (GO): protein kinase activity; ATP binding
Source: RefSeq, a predicted model, not a curated record
CGGAUCCCUUCGCGCCGUCGCGCAGUGUGUAACUCGCUAGCCAAGCAGGGAGCAACCCGCGUGUUGCCGGCCGCGCUGACAUCGUCCGCCCCCCCCGCUUCUCUACGACGAAGAGACGAGUCGGAGAGCGCCAGACACUUCCCUAUCUCUCCUCCAGUCCAGACGCAGGUCAGCAGCCAUGGGCGCCGCCAUCAUGAAGAGCUGCUUCGCCGGGGAGCCCGCGGACGCCCCGCGCCGGCUCACGCACCACCGUCACCACCACCAAGUGCACGCCACAGCGCACCACCACCAUCACGAGGCGCGCCGCCGCCACGAGCAACCGUGCACGCGCACGCUGGCCAAGACCAUGCCGCCCUCGGCCGCGACUCCUCCGCUGCCGCAGCACACGCGCAGCCGCACAGACCGCCGCUCCGCCGCCUGCCUCGAGUCGCCCGACAAGGAGCUGCUGGCCAAGAAGAAGAAGACGCACGCGGACCGCCACGCGCUGGAGCUGGCGCACACGGCCGUGCGGCUGCAGCAGCUGGGCCAGGACGCGCCCAAGAAGAGCCUGGCCGGCUCCGUGUCCUCCGAGGCCGCCACCAUGUCCGAGAGCUCGUUCGUGGCCGACUCGCCGUCGCACGCCGCCAGCCCUGCGCGCGUCUGCCGCGCCAGUCCCACGGGCCGCUCGCCGUCUUCGGGCGCUGCCGCGGGCUUCCGCGCGCUGCUGCCUGACGAGUACGUGCUUGAGUGUGUGGCCGGCAAGGGCACGACCUCCACGUGCUACAAGUGCGUGCGCAAGACCGAUGGCCGACGCUUCGCUUGCAAGAUCAUCGAGAAGAGGAAACUGGCCCCGUCGGCCAGGAAGCGCAGGGAGGUGGCCGCCCAGCUGCGACGAGAGGUCGACGUGCUCCGGCGCGUGGACCACCCGCACAUCGCCAAGCUGGAGCAGGCCUUCGAGGACGACAACUACCUGAUUUUGAUCAUGGAGCUGCUGGAGGGCGGCGAGCUCUUUGACGCCAUUGUGGACAAGGGCCGCUUUUCGGAGCGUGAAGCUGUUCACGUGGCUCGCUGCGUGCUCUCGGCUAUCCAGCACAUGCACGAGCGUGGCGUCGUGCACCGCGACCUCAAGCCCGAGAACAUGCUGCUGGCGGUCUCACCACGCCGUCGGCGCGGCGCACUGGACGUCAAGAUCAUCGACUUCGGCUUCGCCAAGGUGCUCAGCGAGGGCGCGACGUCCACGUCCUUCCUGGGCACUGGGGGCUACUUGGCCCCUGAAAUUCUACUACGGCAGCCGUACGGCACUUCCGUGGACAUGUGGUCCUUCGGGGUGCUCACGUACUUGCUGCUGUGCGGCCGACUCCCGUUCGCAGCCACAACUCAACUGCGGCCCAACCAGAAGAUCCAAUCGCUGUACAAACUGACCUUCCCCAAGAGGUACUGGCACGGGGUGAGCCCCAUGGCCAUCGACUUCCUUCAACGCGUGCUGGUGCUAAACUCAUCUGCGCGGAUGACUGCCACUGAGGCGCUGAACCACCCGUGGCUCCGGUGCUGA